CGGCCGAAGCGUGACCUGAGCCGGGGCGUGGCCUGGGCGAGGGCGUAGCCUGAGCCGGCCGGGAGCGUAGCCUGAGCCGGGGCGUGGCCUGGGCCGGGGCGUGGCCUGGGCCGACUGGGGGCGCGUGCUGACGAGCGGCGGGUGUGCGCGGCGCCUGCAGGCGCGGCUGGGUGGCUGCUGGGACGCGAGCGCGGGGAAGUCCGGCCGAGAGGCAGCAGCUUCCUGGGAAUUACUUAUUUGAAGAAACAUGAAGUCAUCUUGUGUUAUUAUGCUUACUCUAGCCAUCCUGGUGUUCCUGACAUGGGUCCCUGUGUCACUGAGUUGUAACAAAGCACUCUGUGCUAGUGAUGUGAGCAAGUGUCUCAUUCAGGAGCUCUGCCAGUGCCGCCCUGGAGAAGGGAACUGCUCGUGCUGCAAGGAGUGCAUGCUGUGCCUCGGGACACUCUGGGACGAGUGUUGCGACUGCGUGGGCAUGUGCAACCCUCGGAACUACAGCGACACCCCUCCCACGUCCAAGAGCACCGUGGAAGAGCUGCACGAGCCCAUCCCAUCUCUCUUCCGGGCACUCACAGAGGGGGACACGCAGCUGAACUGGAACAUCGUCUCCUUCCCGGUUGCCGAGGAACUCUCGCACCACGAGAACCUGGUCUCCUUCCUAGAAACCGUGAACCCACCGCAGCCCCAGAAUGUGUCUGUCCCCAGCAACACCGUGCAUGCGCCUUAUUCCAGCGACAAAGAACACAUGUGCACUGUGGUUUACUUUGAUGACUGCAUGUCCAUUCAUCAGUGCAAAAUAUCCUGUGAGUCCAUGGGGGCAUCGAAAUAUCGCUGGUUCCAUAACGCCUGCUGCGAGUGCAUUGGUCCAGAAUGUAUCGACUAUGGCAGUAAAACUGUCAAGUGUAUGAACUGUAUGUUUUAAAGACGGGAGAGACAGUAAACCAAAGCAGUUUAAUCAAGAAGCUUAUGAAAUGCCAUUUGUAAGUUUUACAUCUACAGUUUGCUUGAGAAUCCUAGCAGUUUAAGAAGAUGAAAGCAUUUGGACUGGGUUCCUGUGACCAGUAGAGUCAUGUGCUAAAUUAUGAUCACGAUCUUGCUGAUUUUACAAGCCUUUUCCCUUACAUGCAUGUAGGACUUUCGUCAUAUCAGAAGUCAGUGCACAGAGAAUUCUGUGAAAAAUCUGAUGUUUUUAAUGUAGAGCCUUAUGUCAUGUUCUAGUUUUCCAUAGGCCUUCUGAUUGAAGCACCAUGUCACAAGAACUGAUUCCUUUAUGUAUUGCACCUAGGACAUUUUUUAUAAUUGGAUUCCAUUCUUCACUGUAUCUUGUAUUUUUUUUAUUUGUUCUAUUAAUGGGAUAGAUAUUCAAAUCUAUCACCUGAGAGCUCACAUAAAAAUAACUGUAACAAGCGAAAUUCCAAACGGUUUCAGAAAGGAAAUGCUUACUGUAUUUUACAUUUAAGAUUUACAUAGUAGGAUCCAGCCUCUGCUCCACAGGCUGACAGAGGUCUCAGGAGUCACUUCUUCCUUGCGUCCCUCCCACUGCGUCUGCGGGAGUGUAUGCUGGCAGACUCUCUCCGAGCGCAGGGCUUGAGGGGCCUGAGGGAGACUGAGGGCAGGGCAGAAGGAUGCUGAAGCACUCUCUGACUUCAGGUACCAGUUUAAAGAACUCCAGGAAUGGGAACCCAUUGCCAGUUCGACCCUUUAGACUCCACUCCAAGCUCCAGAGCACAGCUUGUCCCUUAUGGUAAAUGGUAAAGCUGAGAGGAGAGAAUGGCCCCCUUGGCCGCAGCACGGAAGCCCUUCUGGGGAAGAACUAGUGGCAGGAUAGAGGCUGGCGGUGAGGGAGGUGGAGUCACCAGGAUGGACUGGGAGAGCUCCGGUGCCAUGCACUUAAGUGGGAAACAGGCCGAAAACUAUUUACAUUAAUAGUAUUAUUUUGUAAUAUUUAGUACCCGUGUCUAAUGUUCUCAUUAAAUAAUCGCACAGCAAGUUAAUGAAAUUUUAAAAUUCUGUGAAGAUGAUAUUAAUUCCAAGAAUGAUUUAGCAAAAUUAUUACAUUCUGUAGUGCAUAUCUGAAUUACAAGUAAUUUUUUAGGAGUACCUCUAAAGCUCAAUAUUUAGGUAUAUAAAAAUAGGUAAUGCUCUCAGACAUUUUUGUAUUCAUUAUUUAAAGAGCAGUUUGUUAUGAAAUCAAAUGUAAUAAUAUGAUUAUCAAAAUUUAGAGAACAUAUUUUGUUCUUUUUGAUAACUCUAAUACUUAAAGUACUUUAGCGUUUAUAAAAAGUUAAGAUUUAGGUCGUGGGUAUGUCUGUUUAAGUAAAAAACAUUGGGACAGCCUUUUCUUUUACAGAGAAUGCCUCUGUUUAAAAGUGCCUUGAAAACAUUAUAGCUUCCCUUUUUUAUUAAUACAAAUAAAACUUUGAAGUUUCUCUUAGAAAUUUAAAGGACUCUGCAGCCAGUUGUUCACUUCAGUUUUGCUGUUUUGCAGAAUAACCUCAAAUUAAGAAUAUAAAACUUUUCUGCUUUUUGACAGCAUGUUUGAUGUUUCCUUCAAUAUGUCAGCAAACAUUUUUAAAUGCAGUUGUUAUCUUUUUAGAUCUUCAUUACUAAAGUUUAAAAUGUCCACGUGCUUGUACCUACCCUCCGUGUGUGGGGAGAAGCACCUCUCACUUUCCUCGCCUCUAUGUGCCCCUCAGAAAUUAUCUCUAAGGGUAAUGGUUUUAUAUAUCCACAUUUUGCUUAAUUUUUCUGGCUUAUAAAAGGGUUUAAAGAAGUAUUUGACUUCAAAGAUUCCAUUUUCAGUCUUUGAAUAACAUUUUUUAAAGUACAGCAUGUUAGGAUAGUAGAGGAGUUAAGACUUCAUAUCUUGCAUGCAGCGGACCCCAGUUCUGUCUCUGGCACCACAUGUGGUCCCUUGAGAACCACCAGGAGUAACCCUUCAACACAGAGCAAGGAGUAGCCCCUGAACAACGCCAGAUAUAGUCCCAAAACCAAAGAAAAAAGUACUUGUGGGAAUUCAAAAGUCUCACUAAAAUUUAAGCCUUCUAUUACCAUUCUAAGCACCAUUCACUUUAGGAUUAAAAUUAUGGAUUAAGGGGAAAUUUUUUUUCUUUUUUUUCUUUCUCUUACUCCUGGGUGCUGGGUAUUGAACCAGGGUCUCUGGGCUGAAGGAGAGUGCUCUACUGCUGAGCCACACUCUCAGCCUCUGCCUCCAGCCCCACCCCACCCCACACACUCCAUUUUGUUAGCAAAAGAUUAAAUUGUUGCCUUUGCUUUUUUUCUCUUUUGCAGCUGUGCUCAGAGGGCCUGAGGGCCCUCCAGGUGGCCUUCCCCUCCCAGUUCUGGGACUUAACAGUGUGGGGAGCCCGCAGGGCCCCUGGGGGUUGGGGCCCACCUGGGCUUCCGCAGACCUGCUGUUGGGGGCCACUGGUGCAAGGCUGGCGCUCCAGACCUUUGCGCUAACUCCCUGUACUGUCACCUUUAUUUAUAACCAGAUUGUUUUUAAAGACACUAAAUUUUAAAUCAUUAAAUUUUUUUUUUUUUUUUUUGCUUUUUGGGUCUCACCCGGCGAUGCACAGGGGUAACUCCUGGCUUUGCACUCAGGAGUUACUCCUGGCGGUGCUCAGGGGACCAUAUGGGAUGCUGGGGAUCGAACCCGGGUCGGCCGCGUGCAAGGCAAACGCCCUACCCGCUGUGCUAUCACUCCAGCCCCAAAUCAUUAAAUUUUUAUGAAAGCCCCAUAUAGAAGGUUCUCUACUAUGGGAAGACUCGUUCUUGCUAUCAGCUUCUUUUGUCCUCUGCCUAUGUUUCACUAAAACUGUAUUCAUAAUAGUGACACCAGAUCAAAUAAUUCAGAUCAAAUCCAUGUUUACGUAGGAUGCUAUUAAACAUUUUCAUUUAGAAUAUAAAUUCUAAGGUUUUGAAGUCAGACUAAGAUGUUUGAACAAUAUUUGAACGGUACAUUUAAAUCAGUAGCAUCAGAAUGGAGAGAAGAAACUAAAGUUUUUGAAAAUUGAGGUAAAUGUAAAUUAGCCACAUAUUUAAAUUUUGUUUUAAGGAAAGGUUCUUUGAAGAUAAUUUUAAUGUAUUCUGCAUUCACAACAAUCUGUGUUUUUGUGUUUUACAUGGUCUAUUACAUAUAUAAUUAUGUACUUUCUGUUUUACCCCUAUACAAGAAAGUAUUUUAGUAAAAAAUUAAAAUGAAUGUGUGUAUUUUUGUUAUUUUAUAAUC
Molecule: messenger RNA, 4228 nt
Organism: Sorex araneus (European shrew)
Lineage: Eukaryota; Metazoa; Chordata; Mammalia; Eulipotyphla; Soricidae
Gene: TWSG1
Product: twisted gastrulation BMP signaling modulator 1
Exons: 5
Coding region: 248-919 (223 amino acids)
Biological process (GO): regulation of BMP signaling pathway
Source: RefSeq, a predicted model, not a curated record